AUGGACUUAGACGUCGACAUUUCGCGGUGGGUCCUGGAGUUUCUCCUCCGUGACCGCCACAACGAGACCAUCGCCAAGCGACUCCUUGCCGUCGCGCCGCUCCCGAACCGCCACGACUGGCGGUUGAAGAAGACCAUCCUCCUCCGAACAAUCGAGUCCGCAAUCUACGACGACGCUUCAGUCAGCGAAGCGAUCCUCGAAGCCCUGGAGUCCAUCGAGGCUUUGGACCGCGGCCAAGGGUUUCACACCACGGAGGCCAUGAGGGCGGCGUACUGCGCCGUCGCGACGGAGUGCACGGUCAAGUUCUUGGUUUGCUUCGGACGGAAGUACAUUGAGGCUGUGGAUCGGAUUUGGAGAGGUAGGGUCAGGGUUUUGGAGGAGAGUGAGGGGAGCGAGCUGGUUUCGGCGGAGUUGAAAGAGAGAAAAUAUGAGGUGGAGGCUGCGAUUUGGGAUAGGAAUGUGUCGAAAAAGCUAGCGAGGAUGAAUACUAGAAAUGAUGCGCUGAGAUUGGUUGGGGAGUAUGUGGAGGAAGCUUGGGCUCUGAUUGGUCCUCCUUUUCUUAAUUGGGCCGUUAGAUUUCAUAUGGUUAAGGAAAGUUUAGGUGAGGGUGAUGGUUAUGUGGGUGAUGGGUGUGGAAAGGAGGUUGGAAUGGUGAAUGGGUCUAAACCGGAGGUGCAAAUAGAGAGUGAUACUAAGGUCGGUCAGGGUUCUGAAUUGGUAAUUUGGACUGGGGUGGAGGUGCCAUUGACAAAAGGGGCUGAUUUGGGUGAGUUGAAUGGGCAAAGGGAAAAUGGGGCUAAUGUUAGUGAUGGGUCUGGAGUAAAGGCGCGAAGGGUGAAUGGAGCUAAUGUUGGUGGUGAUAGGUCUAAAUGGGAGGCGUGGCGAGUGGAAAAUGAUACUAAUGUGGGUGAUGUGACUAAAGAAAACGAUGUGGGAAUCAGUAUGGUAAUACAACUCAGACUAUCAAUCUAG
Molecule: messenger RNA, 972 nt
Organism: Rosa chinensis
Lineage: Eukaryota; Viridiplantae; Streptophyta; Magnoliopsida; Rosales; Rosaceae
Exons: 2
Coding region: 1-972 (323 amino acids)
Source: RefSeq, a predicted model, not a curated record